AUGACCAAGUCGUCCUCUCCCGAACAAAACAAGAACAAGCCCACCGCCAAAAAGGCAAAGUCCACCGUCGGCGAAAACAAGAAGAAACCCGCCACGGCCGAACUCCGCAUCUUGUCCGCCAUUGCCAAGGAACAUGCAGUGGGAAUCAAAUUUGCUUGCAAAAAGCAAAUUUUGAAAAUGUCGCUAGUCAAGGAAAUCAGCUACAAUACCUUUCUCAACAUUUUGAAACGCAAGGGACGGGUGGUCGCAACCAAGGACGGUGGUCUCCAGGCCACACAAGCCGGGUACGAAAAGUUGGGACCCGACUUUCAAGCCAACCUGCCAAAAACCGAUCAAGACGUGCAACAUAACAUGAAGCAACUGUUGAAGUGCCCAAAGCGCGCAUCAUGUUUGACGUCUUGA
Molecule: messenger RNA, 402 nt
Organism: Seminavis robusta
Lineage: Eukaryota; Bacillariophyta; Bacillariophyceae; Naviculales; Naviculaceae
Source: the annotation of a GenBank genome assembly